UGAGCUUAACAAAAAGCAUCUAAAAAAUUCUAUCUCUUCCCUUCCAUUCACACAUCUAGCAAUGGCAACAACAGACCAUGUUGAACAACAACACGAAGUCGUUGUAGUGGUGGUUCCUCUUCCUGCACAAGGCCAUCUCCACGCAGCCAUCGAACUCUCCCACCGUCUCUCCUCCGCCAACAUCCCCGUUUACUACGUCAGCACCGCCGCUCACGUCCGUCAAGCUCAGUCGCGUGCGGUAGGCUGGGAUCCACUGAAAACCAAAAAUCUCAACUUCAUUGAUUUUCCGGUGACAUUCGAGGUACCUCCUCCUAACCCAGAUGCAUCUAUCAAAUUCCCUUCUCAACUUGUCCCUGCUUUCAAUUCUUCUCUGCAACUGCGUAAUCCAGUUACAGAUCUGGUUAAUAAAUUGGCUUUAAUAUCAAGGAGAGUUGUUGUGGUUCAUGAUUUUCUUACGUCUUGGGUUGUUCAAGAUGUACCCAAAAUACCUAAUACAGAGUGUUACUGUUUACACACUGUUUCUGCUUUUCUUGUGUUUUCAUAUGUUUAUGAUGCUGCUAGACCACCUGUACCUCCUGAAGCUGAAGUUGUACUUAAACAACUUCCGUCUCUCGAUGGGUGUAAUUCUCCUGAACUCGAAGAAUUUGCUAAGAAGCAAAUAGGUGCAAGGAUUCAGGGUGCUGGGAAUAUUUUCAGUACAUCUCGAGUUAUCGAAGGAUUGUACAUUGAUUUACUGGAGAAGAUGAGUUUUUCUAAGGAUUUUAAGCAUUGGGCUCUUGGUCCAUUCAAUCCUGUAGAUCUGGAGUCUGUGAAGAAGGAAACCGCCAUCGAUCGCCAUUAUUCACUGGAGUGGCUCGACAAACAACCACCUAGCUCGGUGAUUUUCGUUUCCUUCGGAUCAACUACUUCGUUAUCCGAAGACGAAAUCAAAGAGCUAGCAAUUGGGCUGGAAGCGAGUCAGCAGAGGUUUAUCUGGGUCCUGAGGGACGCAGAUAAAGGAGAUAUAUUCUCCGGUGAAGUUCGAAAAUGUCAAUUGCCUGAAGGAUACGAGAAGAGAGUAUCGGAAAGAGGACUUGUAAUGAGAGAUUGGGCACCACAAUUGGAGAUUUUAGGACACCCAUCAACUGGUGGAUUCAUGAGUCAUUGUGGGUGGAAUUCUUGUAUGGAGAGUAUUUCCAUGGGAGUUCCAAUAGCAGCGUGGCCAAUGCACUCUGAUCAGCCUAGAAAUGCUCUGUUCAUAACUGAAGGACUGAAAACCGGGAUACCGGUGAGAAAAUGGGAGCAAAGAAAUGAAUUGGUUCCGGCAGAAACUGUUGAAAAAGUUGUAAGAACGUUAAUGGCCUCUCCGGAGGGAGAGGAGAUGAAACGGAAAGCUACAGAGCUCAAGGAAGCAGUGAAGUUGUCUGUGAAGGAGGGUGGGUUAACUCAGAAGGAACUCGAAUCUUUUGUUGCCCACAUCACUAGAUAGAUAUUUUUUUUUUCAUUUGUGAUGUUUGUGAUAGUUUGUGCGUACUAAAACCUUUUGUCGUGUAUUCAAAUAAGUAUUAAAUAACUCUAUCUAUCAA
Solanum dulcamara is the source of this 1565-nucleotide messenger RNA. RefSeq names its product zeatin O-glucosyltransferase-like. Gene Ontology annotation, molecular function: UDP-glycosyltransferase activity. The transcript has a single exon. The coding region runs from base 62 to 1468 and encodes 468 amino acids. The record is from RefSeq and is a predicted model, not a curated record. NCBI's taxonomy places the organism in Eukaryota, Viridiplantae, Streptophyta, Magnoliopsida, Solanales, Solanaceae.